Messenger RNA from Monascus purpureus, 1611 nucleotides. The record is from the annotation of a GenBank genome assembly. NCBI's taxonomy places the organism in Eukaryota, Fungi, Ascomycota, Eurotiomycetes, Eurotiales, Aspergillaceae.
CUCGUCCUCUCUCCAACCGCUGCACAGCUCCAUUCCCUUAUUUAUCCCUUCUCUCAUCACCGUUAUUCAUCCAAUCUAGUCAAUUCUCUUCCACAAUGCGUGAGAUCGUUCAUCUUCAGACCGGCCAGUGUGGUAACCAAAUUGGUGCUGCCUUCUGGCAGAACAUCUCUGGUGAGCACGGCCUUGAUGGCUCCGGUGUCUACCAUGGUACUUCCGACCUUCAGUUGGAGCGUAUCAACGUUUACUUCAACGAGGCCAGUGGUCAGAAGUACGUUCCUCGUGCCGUCCUGGUCGACCUCGAGCCCGGUACCAUGGAUGCCGUCCGUGCUGGUCCCUUCGGUGAACUUUUCCGCCCCGACAACUUCAUCUUCGGCCAGUCCGGUGCUGGUAACAACUGGGCCAAGGGUCACUACACUGAGGGUGCCGAAUUGGUUGACCAGGUUGUCGAUGUCGUUCGUCGCGAGGCUGAGGGCUGUGACUCCCUCCAGGGUUUCCAGAUCACCCACUCCCUUGGUGGUGGUACCGGUGCCGGUAUGGGUACCCUCCUCAUCUCCAAGAUCCGUGAGGAAUUCCCCGACCGUAUGAUGGCCACAUUCUCCGUUGUCCCGUCCCCCAAGGUCUCCGACACCGUUGUCGAGCCCUACAACGCUACCCUCUCUGUUCACCAGCUGGUCGAGCACUCCGACGAGACCUUCUGUAUCGACAAUGAGGCUCUGUACGAUAUCUGCAUGCGUACCCUCAAGCUGUCCAACCCCUCGUACGGCGACCUCAACCACCUGGUCUCCGCUGUCAUGUCCGGUGUCAGCACUAGUCUUCGUUUCCCUGGUCAGCUCAACUCCGAUCUCCGCAAGUUGGCCGUCAACAUGGUUCCCUUCCCUCGUCUCCACUUCUUCAUGGUUGGCUUCGCUCCGUUGACCAGCCGUGGUGCUCACUCUUUCCGCGCUGUGAGCGUUCCUGAGUUGACCCAGCAGAUGUUCGACCCUAAGAACAUGAUGGCCGCUUCCGAUUUCCGUAACGGCCGUUAUCUCACUUGCUCCGCCAUCUUCCGUGGUAAGGUCUCCAUGAAGGAAGUUGAGGACCAGAUGCGCAACAUCCAGAACAAGAACCAGAGCUACUUCGUUGAGUGGAUUCCCAACAAUGUCCAGACCGCGCUCUGCUCCAUUCCCCCACGUGGCCUCAAGAUGUCCGCCACCUUCGUUGGCAACUCCACCUCUAUCCAGGAGCUCUUCAAGCGUGUCGGUGACCAGUUCGCUGCUAUGUUCCGUCGCAAGGCUUUCUUGCAUUGGUACACUGGCGAGGGUAUGGACGAGAUGGAAUUCACUGAAGCUGAGAGCAACAUGAACGACCUUGUCUCCGAAUACCAGCAAUACCAGGAUGCGUCCAUCUCCGAGGGCGAGGAGGAGUACGCUGAGGAGGAGGUUCUCGAAGAGCAGGAGUAAACUGUGGUACAAACCUUGACUUGAAUUCAGAUGUGCUCGUCUAAUACCCUUGAUAAUCCUCUAGGACUUUGGUCUGUUAUGCAGGUCUUGGUCUACUAAUUUGUUUGAGCGUUAACUUAUUUUGUAAUUCCAUGGUGCCCAGUCUUCAGUGAGUCUGAAGUUGAAUUGAAUA